This is a messenger RNA of Naegleria lovaniensis, 1332 nucleotides long. RefSeq lists its product as uncharacterized. Lineage: Eukaryota; Heterolobosea; Eutetramitea; Acrasida; Naegleriidae. Bases 1 to 1332 code for a protein of 443 amino acids. The record is from RefSeq and is a predicted model, not a curated record. The transcript has 2 exons.
AUGAGCCAAAACAUCCACCAUGAAACCUCCCAUGUUGAUCAUUUCACCCUCAAUAAUAAUCUACAUACCAAUGGUAAUGUAGAUGAACAAUCAUUGUAUCAGCUCUUGGUUCAGAGUAAUGAUGGAGAGAGUGAUCGCCAUCCAUCCAUUCUCAGGAUUCAACUCUCCGAUCAAGCCGUUCUCUUUCCUUCCUUACUCUUUUCAUCUCAAUCAAAAUAUCAACAUGUUAUUGUAUGUGGUAGUUGUGAGAAUGGUGAAGAUUCUUCUUCAACCCACCAUUCACACGACCAUGAUGAUAUUCCUCGCUCGAUCAUUCAAAUCAAGAGUCCAAACACUGAAAUUGCAUCUUUACAUACCAAUACAUCGUCAUCAUCCGUAUCACUACGACCUACUCUUGAAUUUAGAAAUGUUCAAUUCGUGAGUGUGUGUGAUGAAAAUGUCACCACCACCACUAUGGAACAUACGACAACUACGAGUACUGUCAAUACUUCUACCAAUACUGUUCCUACUACGACCAAUACUAGUACGAGUUCUCCCAACAAGACAACAACAACAGAAAAUUCUUCUUCAUCCAUCAUGACCUUUCUCAAUAUGAAUCUCAAAUUCCAUCACUGUCAUUUCCAAGGUGUUUCAUUAGUAUUGAAAGGAUGUACUCAAUGCACACUCACUCAUUCACAUCUCUCAUCGUGUACAAGUGCAUGUGCCAUUCAUUGUAUGGAUUCAUCUCAUAUUCACAUUUCCAAUUCCAUUCUCUCCAAGCAUGAACGAAAUGCAAUCAAGUGUCAACACGAUUCAAAUGUCCAUUUGGAACAUGUUCAGAUUCAAGAUUCACUUGGAAAUGGUAUCAUUGCACAGGAUGGUUCCCAUCUCAAACUCUCUCAUUGUCAUGUUCUUCGUAAUCAUUCUUUUGGUGUAUUGAGUUAUCAUGAUUCCACUCUUGAGAUUUCUCAUUCCAUCAUUUCACAUCAAUUACAAAGUGGAAUCUCUUUGACCAAUACCAAUGCUCAUACCAUACUUUCAUAUAAUCAAAUUCAUUCCAAUUCAGAGAAUGGAAUUAUGGUGAGUGGAAUGAGUAAUAAGGGUCAAAUGGAAUUUUCCAAUAAUGAAAUUGUCAAUAAUGAAGCGUAUGGAAUAUUUAUCAUGGAUGGUGUUGGAAUUCCCAUUCAUGUGCAUCACAAUUUGAUCAAAGGAAAUCGAUGUGGACCUAUUAAGGAUGAUACGACGAGUGAUGAUCAUCCUCCAAGGAUGACAAUCGAGUCUCUUGGUAAGAACAAGAGCAGCAGCAAGAACACCAACAGUAAGAACAGCAAGUCAGGUCCUGAAUAUACAUGA